AUGGAAACAAGUGAAAGAAAAGCAUUAAUGAAUUCGACUCUGGUCAAAUUACCUGAAUCACUUCACAAUAAUCAAACAUUGUUUAUGUCGACUAAAGAAAGAGCAAAAAUUCGAAAUGAAGAAUUAUUAAGAACAAUUGAUAAAUUAUCGAAUGAAGUUGAUACGUUUUUAAAGCAUGAAGAUGGUGGACGAUUUACAACAUUAAAGACAAAUUAUUGGAAUAUGGUUCAAAAAGUAUUACCAAUUUGGCAACAAGAGUUAGAUGAAUACGAAACACAGAAAAAGGAGGGGGAGUUAUUGAACAACAAACAACAAUAA
Messenger RNA from Didymodactylos carnosus, 318 nucleotides. Lineage: Eukaryota; Metazoa; Rotifera; Eurotatoria; Philodinida; Philodinidae. The record is from the annotation of a GenBank genome assembly.